This is a messenger RNA of Brassica napus (rape), 615 nucleotides long. Its product is annotated as ATP-dependent Clp protease proteolytic subunit 6, chloroplastic-like. Gene Ontology annotation, cellular component: endopeptidase Clp complex. Gene Ontology annotation, molecular function: ATP-dependent peptidase activity; ATPase binding; serine-type endopeptidase activity. Bases 103 to 345 code for a protein of 80 amino acids. The record is from RefSeq and is a predicted model, not a curated record. Lineage: Eukaryota; Viridiplantae; Streptophyta; Magnoliopsida; Brassicales; Brassicaceae. The transcript is spliced from 4 exons. Gene Ontology annotation, biological process: protein quality control for misfolded or incompletely synthesized proteins.
AAACCUAAUCAAAAGUUUUAGAUAAAGCCUAAAGUUGGAACAGUAGCGUUUGGAGUAGCAGCGAGUCAAGGAGCACUUCUUCUAGCUGGAGGUGAGAAAGGGAUGCGCUAUGCAAUGCCUAACACUCGUGUCAUGAUCCGUCAACCUCAAACUGGAUGUGGAGACGUGAGGAGACAGGUGAAUGAAGCCAUUGAAGCCAGACAAAAAAUUGACAGGAUGUAUGCAGCCUUCACUGGACAACCUCUUGAGACAGUGCAGCAGUACACUGAAAGAGAUCGUUUCUUAUCCGCUUCUGAGGCGCUUGAGUUUGGGCUGAUCGAUGGUCUACUGGAAAUAGAAUACUGAAACAUCAUACAAGACAAUGCACAUUAGACGGUUCAUUGCAUGUUCAAAGCUUCCUAGUUUCAUUUGAAUAUGAACAGUUGUAACUGACUUUGUGCAUAAACCAGCUUGGUUUUAGUGUCUACUAAACAGACUAAAACCAAGCUGUCCCAUUUUUCUAUUUGCGCUGAACCAAUAUGAAAACUUGUGUUCUAUUUACGUUAGGUUCAGCUUGUUACUAUUCAGUUAGGUAAUUAAAAUCAUAUACAAUGCCAAUGCAUUUGUAUCGCUGAA